Messenger RNA from Dichotomopilus funicola, 2583 nucleotides. RefSeq lists its product as uncharacterized. The transcript has 2 exons. The record is from RefSeq and is a predicted model, not a curated record. Gene Ontology annotation, cellular component: cytoplasm. The coding region runs from base 1 to 2583 and encodes 860 amino acids. Gene Ontology annotation, molecular function: protein binding. Lineage: Eukaryota; Fungi; Ascomycota; Sordariomycetes; Sordariales; Chaetomiaceae.
AUGGACUCUGAAGACGGAGAGUUCUUCGUCAAGCAAUUGGCCGGCUUCGUGCGGACACACGAAAAAGCCCUUGCCAACGCCCUCCAAUUUCGGAGGCAAAACGCUCCUCGCCAUGGGGCAUCACAUAGCGUGUCGUCGAUCUCACCAGGGCCCGUCCCGCCCUCACCGUCGAUUCCCGAGCGUCCAUCAACCUCUGGUUCGACGUCGAGUACGCUAGCCGCCGCGCUCUCGCUCGGUAGCCUGAACUUUACAUCACACAACGUUAAAUCCGCCAAGCUGGCUCUCACACCUCACCACCUAUUCUACCUUCUCUCUCGCUUCGAAGAAUUGGGCAUCCCCGUUGGGCCCAUGAAAGUACGCCUCGAAAACCUACACGAUAGCACGACCUCGGCGAACUAUGUAUCUUUCCUCGGCCAGUCUCAGCGGUCUAAGAGCCAUGGCUCGGACGUCGGAUCGAUCCGCUCUGUGUCUAGUAUCAGGAGCGUCAUGUCGAGCAUGUCCGCGUUAUGGUCAGGCUUCAGUAUUGGUUCUAGCAUCUCGGCUGCCCGGACAGAGAAGCAAAAGGCUGCGGUCCAGGCCGACCUGAAAUAUCUCUACUCGGCCUUCACUAAGAUCCCAUGCCUGAGGCUGGCACCUGACUGGCGAGCCCGGCUUAUCAAGGGCUACGAAGAGUUCCCGUUCGACUCCGCAGUGCCACUCUAUGUGUUCAAGAAUGUUCAGGCACUUGAGGUUAGCGACAUCGACUUCCGGCAAUUCUUCGGGUGGGACAGACUCGCCGAUCAGCUCCGAUCCUUGACCCUUAAGCGCGCGAGCAUCGAUGACCCGGCAGACGUUUUGAUCGAUAUCGUGCUGGACGACAUGGAUAAGCGACGUCGUCGAACGUCUAAGACCCACUCUUCUCCAACAAGACCGUGGCCCGGGGCCUCGAGCCCUCGAAGAAGUCCAACAGGCUCUAACAGUGAUCUGCCCAAGUCAGCCCCUAUCCCGGGGUCUUCGCCACGGAAAUCGACGGUCGACCUACAAGUCGGAUCAUUGAACAGCGAGGUUGGGGGUGACCAGGGUGGGUACGGUGGUUUGGAUAGCCGACGGCCAUCUGUAGCCAGAAUCGACCCCGACGAGCCCGGGUCGCCCUCUAAGGACGGCGUUCGGCCCCGCAGUCACUCCCCACGGCGCCCUGGGAGCUCUCGAAACCCAUCGGCCAAUAUCCGUGGAUCGUACAAAGUUCGACGGUCGGGCUCAGGAAGCUCGCACUCCAGCCUCUCCGACUCGUUCCACAACUCGCGCGGGAGUUCAUCCAACCUCUUGACCAUGGGCAUUCUCCCGGCUUCCAAAUGGCGCUUCCUCAAGCAUCUCAGCCUGGCGGACAACUCGCUCACCGCGAUUCCCCCAGGAAGUCUCACCCCUCUGGCGAACACCCUCAACUCGCUUGAUCUUUCCUCAAACCUGUUUACGCAAGUCCCUGACAGCGUAGCCAGCCUCACCGCUCUCCGCGCUCUCAACUUAGCUCAUUGCAUGAUCGAUUCUCUGCACUCCCUCACACGCAACCCGCUCCCAGCAAUCAGCGCUUUGAAUCUCCGGGCAAACCGUUUGCAUUCUCUUGCCGGCAUCGAGAAGCUCCUCCCGCUCGAGAGGCUUGAUUUGCGAGACAACCGCUUGACCGACCCGAUGGAGUUGGCUCGGCUGACAGGUAUACCGGAUAUCCGUGAGGUUUGGGUAGAAGGCAACCCCUUCACCCGUACCCAUCGUGAUUACCGUAUCACCAUUUUCAACCUGUUCCGCCGGACCCCCGGGUACACUGAGGAUAUCACUAUCGACGCCACCGGGCCAACGUAUGCCGAGAAGCGGUAUCUCGUCGAGCGAGCCGAGAUCCCACCCGCCGUGCCCGUGGUCAAGCCUGAGACACCGGUUAUGCCCGCCGUCGACGUUAGCAAGCCGGCUAUCAUCUACGGCGCUCCCACAAAAGAGCCUGCGGUUCUCCGGAAAGACCGGCCGGUACCCAAGCCUGCCUCGAGCGAAACCAACGCGACUUCCACGCGGCGUCGUGGGGGGGCUAAACGACGGAUUGUCGAUCUUUCUACGAACGAGAAUCCUCAACCGUACGCGCGCCCUGUCGAUCGCCAUGCAGCUGCCAUCACCACCAACGUGGAUUCGGGAGCACACUACCGUACUUCACAGCUGCCUGAGAUCCAGCAUGAGAGGCACGAACCGCCACGGGCCGUGUUCGCCGAGACCGUCACACCGACCACCAUCUCGACGAUCCCGGAACCGACGCGCGAAGUUCCGAGAAUCGAUACCAACGUUGUUCCCCAAUUACCAGCGAUCUUGAAGUCGUCGGAGAACAACGUCGAUUGGGGCGUUGGGGGUGAGAUCUACCGGCAAAAGAUUGAGGACCUUCGGAACAAAGUCGGAAACGGCUACCUUAGUGUCCUCAGCGAGGAGAGCUGGGAUCCGGUGCCUCAUCAGCAAGAUUACCACCAAACACCAACCUUCAACCCUACCUCGCCAUCUCUCCACUCGGACCCAUCGAUGCCCCGAGCGGCAGCAAACAUGCAAGCCAUUCCCAGCGGUGGCUCGUUUGCUUAA